Molecule: messenger RNA, 1825 nt
Organism: Equus caballus (horse)
Lineage: Eukaryota; Metazoa; Chordata; Mammalia; Perissodactyla; Equidae
Gene: TPM1
Product: tropomyosin 1
Biological process (GO): muscle contraction; actin filament organization
Cellular component (GO): actin filament
Molecular function (GO): actin filament binding
Source: RefSeq, a predicted model, not a curated record
AGCAGGCGGCUCUGCGCUCGCACUCCGGCUCGGCAGCCCCACCGCGCUCCCGCCUCGCCGCUCCCGCCGCAGCCCCAGGGCCCCUCACCGCCGCCACCAUGGACGCCAUCAAGAAGAAGAUGCAAAUGCUGAAGCUCGACAAGGAGAACGCCUUGGAUCGAGCGGAGCAGGCAGAGGCCGAUAAGAAGGCGGCUGAGGACAGGAGCAAACAGCUGGAAGAUGAGCUAGUGUCGCUGCAAAAGAAACUCAAGGGCACCGAAGAUGAACUGGACAAAUACUCCGAGGCUCUCAAAGAUGCCCAGGAGAAGCUGGAGCUGGCGGAGAAAAAGGCCACCGACGCUGAAGCCGAUGUGGCCUCUCUGAACAGACGCAUCCAGCUGGUUGAGGAAGAGCUGGAUCGUGCCCAGGAGCGUCUGGCCACAGCCCUGCAGAAGCUGGAGGAAGCCGAGAAGGCAGCAGAUGAGAGCGAGAGAGGCAUGAAAGUUAUUGAGAGCCGAGCCCAAAAGGAUGAAGAGAAAAUGGAAAUUCAGGAGAUCCAACUGAAAGAGGCCAAGCACAUUGCUGAAGAUGCCGACCGCAAGUAUGAAGAGGUGGCCCGUAAGCUGGUCAUCAUUGAGAGUGACUUGGAACGUGCAGAGGAACGGGCUGAGCUCUCAGAAGGCAAAUGUGCCGAGCUUGAAGAAGAAUUGAAAACUGUGACGAACAACUUGAAGUCACUGGAGGCUCAGGCUGAGAAGUACUCACAGAAGGAAGACAAAUAUGAGGAAGAGAUCAAGGUCCUUUCUGACAAGCUGAAGGAGGCUGAGACUCGGGCUGAAUUUGCAGAGAGGUCAGUAACUAAAUUGGAGAAAAGCAUUGAUGACUUAGAAGAUCAACUCUACCAGCAACUUGAGCAAAACCGCCGCCUAACUAACCAACUAAAGCUGGCCCUGAAUGAGGAUUAAACUUAAAUGGGAAAGAACUGGGGCUGAAUUCUAGGAGUGGAGCCCUGGGCAGGAAACCUCAGACUGUCGUACCUCCAACUAAUAGGGUUGAAAACAGUGGCUUUCUGCAGAAGUGUACGAAAGCAGAGGGAAGCAGCUGAAAGGCUGGCCUCGCCUGCAUUAUCUUCUUCUAUCUCGAGUAUUAAGUUCUCUUUAAUCUCAAAACAGCUUUUAUGGUAAAAAUACAUAUGUAUAUGGAUAAAUAUUUAUAACGAUCAAUUCAGCACUCCUCUUUGCAACAGCAGGUCCUCUUGUUUGAACCGAAAUAUAAUGAGAACCAAAAAAAAAAUGUUUUCUAUUUCCUACAGAGAACUGAGUCCUGCUUUAAGUUAGAAAGCCAAAGCAGGGGGGGUGUGUAUAUAUAAUAUAUAUAUAUAUAGUUAUAUAUAUAUAUUAUAUAUGGGGUAUGGUAUAUAAUAUAUAUAUUUCUAUUACAUAUUCAUAUUCCUAAGAUCUUAAUACCUGGUAUAGUGUUUGAAAUAUGGUUAAAUGUACCUAUGCUUGGGCAGAAUAGCUUUUGAAAACAGGAGCUCAUGUCAGAAGGCCCUGGUUGAAAGGUAUGCUUUGAUUCCGUCUGAUGGUGAUGUUGGAGUCUGGUGAGACUGUCAUGCUAAUGAUAAAUAGAACACUUUAAGAGUAGCAAGGGGAUGUCGUACUAAGUGUGCAUGAAAUGUUGAUCCUUUUUUUUAAUGAGCAACAGAAAUAAGUGAUUUCAAACGCUGUCAGAAAACCAUUUACAUCAUCUUUGUUUUCUGCGAGAUUGUGCCACAGCACUUCUCUCAGACUUUUCACUGCCUGUGACUCAGAAAUGUCUGCUGUUAUUAACUCCAUGCUGCAAGCAC